Messenger RNA from Penaeus vannamei (Pacific white shrimp), 1993 nucleotides. RefSeq names its product biogenesis of lysosome-related organelles complex 1 subunit 5 (gene Muted). Gene Ontology annotation, cellular component: BLOC-1 complex; transport vesicle. The record is from RefSeq and is a predicted model, not a curated record. Lineage: Eukaryota; Metazoa; Arthropoda; Malacostraca; Decapoda; Penaeidae.
UCUGAGAUGUAAACAAGUAUGGCAUCGGCAGCCAGUGAUGUAAAUGAGGUUUUUUCAAGAUUAUUUGAUCAUCGACCAUUCCUGAAAGGGGAAAUUGAGUAUUUUAAAAAAGAGUUUGAGGAAAAACGAGGAGACAGAGAGGUGGAGCAACUCUUCCGAUCUCUUGAACUAAUAACAGAGAUAAAGGAGGGGCAGAUUGAGAAGAUAGUCAACUCCUCAGAUGACAAUCUCCCACGCACAAUUGCAGACAUUCAAGUGGCUCUCCACAUGUUAGAAGAUACCAUUGACACUGAGAAGAAAUUUAACUCGGAGGAGCUUCUGGCAAAAAAGAGAGCAGAGAGGAAAAGCAAGCUCACAGCAACUCAGCAGGAGGUACAAGAGAAACUCAACUUCCUUGAAAACAACUACCUGGAGAAGGAACAGGCUCUGAGAGCACAGUUUGAGACUCUUGAGAAAAGUGCAGGAUUCUAAUUCGUCAAAGAAACUUAUUUUUGUAGCUGUCACAAGUCUUGGUUAACAUGACCAAAAUGGAGGAUCAUGUGCUCAUUAUACCCUCUAAACGGUUCGUCCAAAUUCUGCAAGAGUUAAGAGAUGCAUUUGGGAGCCCACAGAGCAUCCAGCAGAAGAUCCCAGCAGGUGAAGGCAUAGCAGGAAAAGAGAUCAAGCUGACAACACAGGAGAUCAAGUGGUGUCACGAGAAGAUGCGAGAAAGGGGCAUCCCAGAGCGUGUCCAUGAAUUACUAGCAGAGAGCGAGAUCAUUUUACCCAAGUAUGAACCACCCCCAAGGAGCCCAGAACUUGAAGCCAGGAUCCAAAGGCUGCGUUUCGAGCAAGAGAACCGUGACUACAAGGACAUGGUCAAAAGUGUGGAUAAUGUCUACCAGGGAGAUGGAACACAGCUUGGAGAGAUUGGGAAAGAGAUGCGGAUUGUUAAUAGGCAGAUCAUAUCAGGGCUUCAGUACCUCUUGUCUGUGAUUGGCACUUUCUUUGCUGUCUUUAUCGCAUUGGGUAUGGCCACCCCGGACUACGGAGUGAGGGCUCUGGUAGCUACACUGGCUGCAUUGGUGGUUGGCUUGGCAGAAAUGUAUUUCAUUAUCAGGGAAGAUUUAAAGGAAGAAAAAAAACAGGACAAAGUGAAAUAGUAUAUAUAAAAAAGCUGUGCCAAAAAGAGUGAUAAUUUUGUUUUAUUUUCUUUUUUUUUUUCUUUUGUUUUUUGUUUUGUUUUGAAGAAGUUAUUCUUAUAUUACUUUCUUGUGGCAGUGCAAUAUAAUUUUGUUGUUUGUAUGUUUUGUGUUAUAGACAUUUUCCCUUUGCUUAUUUGAGAACCUCUAUAUAAAUGAUUGUUUUCUAAGAUACCAAAUACUGUCCUUCAAAUGAUUAUUUGUUGAAGAAAAACAUAAGGCGCAUUUCUGUGUGGAUUACAUUGAAAAACUAUUUAGCAUUAGGUAAAUAAUUGCACUAAAUAAAUAUCAAAAUUAAUGCUGGAAAAUAUCAAAAUUAAUUCUGGAUAGUAAUAGAAACUCAUAAGGACAAGCUAACCCAGUGUUAGAUAAAAGUUGCUCAUAUUCCUGUGCAUUAUCAAAGGAUUUUUCUAUACUAAAAAGGCAUUUAAAUCUUGCAUUUGAUACCUUUUUCUUAGAUAUGUUUGCAUAAUUUGUAUUCUUUAUUGCACAACAGAUAAUCAUGUUAUAAGUGUUUUGCUCACGUGGAAGGUUAGUGCCAAAUGCGUAUGUGAUUUCAUUGGUGAUACAGUUUGUAAGAUGGCAUUAGUAUGAUUUUCUACGUUAUUUGCAUGUGCAGUGAAUGUGAUGUUAACAUUCCAUUUUCUAUAAUUUGUUUGUGUUGUUUAGUAUUGUCCGUAGUCUUUGUGUAGCAGAAUGUGUUACCCAUAAUCGGGUCACUCUAUGAUUGUGUACAUUGUUUAAUUUAAAACAAGGAGAUAUGUAAUAGUGUGAAUUGCAUCUAGUUACCAAUAAAGUUGAAAUUUUAAGGA